Candida albicans SC5314 is the source of this 1386-nucleotide messenger RNA. RefSeq names its product kynureninase. NCBI's taxonomy places the organism in Eukaryota, Fungi, Ascomycota, Pichiomycetes, Serinales, Debaryomycetaceae. Bases 1 to 1386 code for a protein of 461 amino acids. The transcript has a single exon. Gene Ontology annotation, cellular component: cytoplasm. Gene Ontology annotation, biological process: NAD+ biosynthetic process. The record is from RefSeq and is a predicted model, not a curated record. Gene Ontology annotation, molecular function: pyridoxal phosphate binding; kynureninase activity.
AUGUCAUUAGCCGAGGCAAAGAAAUUGGACAAAAAGUUCCCAACUUUUAAAAAUGAGUUUGCCAUACCAACUUUUGGAUCAUUAGGUAUCAAAAAUAAUAAAUAUGAGUCAUCAACUGAGUCUAUUUAUUUAUGUGGAAACUCUCUUGGGUUGAUGCCUAAGAAUACAAAGAAAGCUAUCAAUGAUGAAUUGAAUGCAUGGGUUGAACGAGGGGUUGAGUCUCAUUUCAAUCAUCCUGACAAACUGUUAACACCGUGGGUAGACAUCGAUUUACCCUUAUUACCAUUAAUAGCCCCCAUUGUUGGUGCAAAGGAAAACGAAGUUGCAGUUAUGGGUUCUUUAACAGCAAACUUGAAUGCAUUGUUGAUCCAUUUUUACAAACCUGAGGGGAAAAGAACCAAAAUUUUAUUUGAAAAACAAGCAUUUCCUUCUGACUACUAUGCAUUUUUGAACAUUGUUAAAUUGUUCGGAUACGACGAGAAACAUUUGAUUCAAUUGGAAGUUCAACCUGGUGAAACUUAUAUUAAAACAGAAAGAAUAAUCAAGGCUAUAGAUGAGAACCUGGAUGAAUUGGCUCUAGUGUGUUUUCCUGGUAUCCAAUACUACACUGGUCAAUUUUUCAAGAUAGAGGAAAUAACUAAAUACGCUAAGGAAAAGAGCCAACAAAUUAAAGUUGGGUGGGAUCUUGCCCAUGCAGUUGGGAAUGUUCCAUUAAAUUUACAUGAUUGGGGAGUAGAUUUUGCUGCUUGGUGUUCCUACAAAUAUUUAAACUCGGGACCUGGAGCCAUAGGUGGAAUUUUUGUGCAUGAAAAAUACACUAUAGAGAACAAGAAGAGCAGUUUCGUUCCUAGACUAGCUGGUUGGUGGGGCAAUAACUCCCAAGAACGAUUCAAAAUGUUAGAAGAGUUUGAUCCAAUAAACUCGGCUCUUUCUUACAGACAGUCAAAUCCUUCUGUUCUUGAUGUUGUUGCUGUGAAGUCGUCAUUGGAAGUGUAUGCUAAAGUGGGUGGAGUAUCUAAACUUCGUGAAAAAAGUGUUGCUUUGACUCAAUUUUUACAGGAUCUAUUGACGAAUUCCAAGUAUUACAUACCACAAUCCAGUACAUCAAACUCCAAAUUUGGGUUUAAAAUUUUAACUCCUUUGAAUCCAGCUGAAAGAGGAUGUCAAUUGUCCAUUAUGUUUCAACCGCAUUUCGAUGAAAAGGACAAGAACGUCAUGGAACGAGUUAAUGCGUACUUGCAUGAUCAUGCUAUAAUCUGUGACGAAAGAAGACCAGAUGUAAUCAGAUUAGCCCCAUUGCCGUUAUACAAUACUUUUGAAGAGACUUUUAUUGCUGUCCAGAGAUUAUUUGAAGCCCUAGAUAAUAUCUCUAAAGAAUAUAUGUAA